Chelmon rostratus (copperband butterflyfish) is the source of this 1732-nucleotide messenger RNA. It is a transcript of the gene dkc1, whose product is annotated as dyskeratosis congenita 1, dyskerin. Lineage: Eukaryota; Metazoa; Chordata; Actinopteri; Chaetodontiformes; Chaetodontidae. Gene Ontology annotation, molecular function: RNA binding; pseudouridine synthase activity. Gene Ontology annotation, biological process: mRNA pseudouridine synthesis; box H/ACA sno(s)RNA 3'-end processing; rRNA pseudouridine synthesis. The transcript is spliced from 15 exons. The record is from RefSeq and is a predicted model, not a curated record. Gene Ontology annotation, cellular component: box H/ACA snoRNP complex. The coding region runs from base 16 to 1539 and encodes 507 amino acids.
CUCUUUCAGUUCAAGAUGGCGGACGCAGAGGCAGCGUCCGUGAAGAAGAAGAAGAAGACGAAGAAAGUCAGCGAAGAAGAAGUUGGGGAGAUUCAACAGAGCGGAGACUUCUUCAUCAAACCGGAGUCUAAGGUGGCCUCUCUGGACACGUCACAGUGGCCUCUGUUGUUAAAGAAUUUCGAUAAACUCAACAUCCGGACGGCUCAUUACACUCCUCUACCACACGGCAGCAACCCUCUGAAGAGGAGCAUCCAGGACUAUGUCAGGUCAGGCUUCAUCAACCUGGACAAACCGGCGAACCCGUCAUCUCACGAGGUCGUGGCGUGGAUCAGGAGGAUCCUGCGGGUGGAGAAGACGGGUCACAGCGGGACACUCGACCCGAAGGUCACGGGCUGUCUGAUCGUCUGUGUGGAUCGAGCCACGCGAUUGGUCAAGUCCCAGCAGAGUGCCGGUAAGGAGUAUGUGGGGAUCGUUCGGCUGCACAAUGCGAUAGAGAGCGAACACGCUCUGGCUCGGGCACUGGAGACGCUCACCGGCGCCCUGUUCCAGCGGCCGCCGCUGAUCGCCGCCGUGAAACGUCAACUUAGAGUCCGAACCAUCUACGAGAGCAAACUGAUCGAAUACGACCCUGAGAGGAGGCUGGGUAUAUUCUGGGUGAGCUGCGAGGCAGGAACCUACAUUCGGACACUGUGUGUCCACCUGGGUCUGAUGCUUGGGGUCGGAGGUCAGAUGCAGGAACUAAGAAGAGUCCGGUCCGGAGUGCUGGGAGAAAAGGACCACAUGGUGACGAUGCACGACGUCCUGGACGCACAGUGGCAGCUGGAUCACAACAAAGAUGAGUCGUACCUGAGGAGGGUGAUCUUCCCUCUGGAGAAGCUGCUGGUGUCUCACAAACGGCUGGUGAUGAAGGACAGUGCGGUGAACGCCAUCUGCUAUGGGGCAAAGAUCAUGCUGCCAGGUGUCCUCAGGUAUGAAGAUGGCAUCGAGCUGAACCAGGACAUCGUCGUCAUAACAACCAAGGGCGAGGCCAUCUGCACAGCUGUUGCUCUGAUGACGACAGCUGUGAUCUCCACAUGUGAUCACGGUGUUGUGGCGAAGAUAAAGAGGGUGAUCAUGGAGAGAGACACGUAUCCACGGAAGUGGGGUCUGGGACCGAAGGCGAGUCAGAAGAAGAUGAUGAUUCAGAAAGGACUCCUCGACAAACACGGCAAACCCAACGGCAGCACGCCGGACGACUGGAAGAGCCAAUACGUCGACUACAGCGUCUCCCAGGCAACGGAGGAGUCAUGUGACCCGUCGGCAAAGAGGAAGAGGGGAGUGACGGACAGCGACGGUGAAGCUACGGCACCCAGCACGCCGUCUGCAGACGAUGUGAAGAAAGAAAAGAAGAAGAAGAAAAAAGAGAAGAGGCAGAAACUGGAGGAGGCGGGGCCUGAGGAGGCGGGGCCUGAGGAGGGGGCGGAGCCUGAAACAGAGGUUGAAAGUACCAAGAAGAAGAAAAAGAAGAAGAAACAGAAAGAUGAGGAGACGUCAGAGUGACGACAGAUCAACAGGAGGACUCCGCCCACCACACCUGUCUGAAUGCAAAGCAUUGUGGGAGUUUAAGAAUGGACUGCAUGAAUGCAGGGAGAAGAGGAUGUUUGUUUUUUAUAUAUAUACUUUUUUCAGCUGUAAAUACCCGAACAGGAAGCCUGUUUGUAAUUUCAAAAUAAAGGUAAAGGUGUUUUCUGUA